Telopea speciosissima is the source of this 1080-nucleotide messenger RNA. RefSeq names its product pentatricopeptide repeat-containing protein At5g18950-like. Bases 1 to 1080 code for a protein of 359 amino acids. NCBI's taxonomy places the organism in Eukaryota, Viridiplantae, Streptophyta, Magnoliopsida, Proteales, Proteaceae. Gene Ontology annotation, molecular function: protein binding. The transcript has 4 exons. The record is from RefSeq and is a predicted model, not a curated record.
AUGGCUGAAUCUCCAAGGCCGCCUGGUUCACUCUGUCAAGCUGCUCGACUGGGAUUUCCUCAUCUCAAUCGGCUUCUUUUACGUUUCCCGAACCUCACCGAUGUUGAUCUCGUUCACCUUGAUUCUGAUAUCUCGCCUUGUGAGUUUGUCCCUGAAAAGAAUUUGCUGCCACCGGCUUCGAUUGAUGGAAGGCUACGAGUUGUUGCACAGGGAUGCCCUAAUUUGCGGAAACUUGUUCUUAAUGCUGCCACGGAGAGUGGAAUGUCGAGUGUUGCGGAGGAGACACGACCGAGAUGGGAACAGACACUCCUCUCUGAUUUCCCCUCUCUCAGUCACAGUAUGUUCGAUCCUAACUGCGUUGGAGAGAUCAUUAAGCGUCAAAACAAUGCUUUCCUGUCUUUCCGUUUCUUUCAAUGGGUCUCCUCUCAGCCUGGUUUCUCUCCUGUCCCUCAAUUCUGCUCUGUUCUCUUCAAUACUCUCGUCGAAGCCAAAGCAGCAAAAGCUGCAAAAUCAUUUCUUCCAAGUUUCCCAGAAUUUCAACCCCAACCACCUUCUUUGGAAUCCUUCAUUCGAUGUCUCUGCGAUAAUGGAGCAAUCUACGAUGCUCAUGAUGUGUUUUCGUGGCUCAAAAGUUUUCAACUUUGUGCCUUCUCUAUCAGUUUGGAAUUCAGCUCUUUUGGGUUCUCUACGUAUAUGAUGGAAUCUGGCCUCGUGGGCGAUGUUGACACUGUUGGGUAUCUAAUCCGAGCCUUCUGUAAGGAUAACAAGCUCUCCAAAGCUUAUGAGCUUCUUCGGCAAGUGAUUGAAGCUACGCAUACCCCUGAUAAUAUUGCUUUCACCAAAUUGAUUUCUGGAUUUUGCAGAGAUGGGUAUUACGUUAAGGUCUCAGAGCUUCUCCAUUUAAUGAUAGCGAAGGAUCGGCUUCCUGAUAUCUUCACUUCUCAAGAAAUCAUUUAUGGGCUCUACAAGAACGGUAUGAGGAAUGAAGCUUUUCCUGAUAUCUUCACUUAUCAAGAAAUCAUUUACAUCUUUGACCCAAUUCAUUACUAUUACAUUAUUACAUCUAAUGUGAAGUGUUAA